UUCUGAUUGAAGUUGAAACCCAAUUGUUGAGUCUUCAUUCCUUCAGUUGGAGACGGAGUUCAUCGGAGAAAACCACAAAUCUUUGUGGAAUCACUCUCUUCUUUCCCUCCGCUGCAGCUGCAUUCGAUGGCUCCGAAACCUGUUACGAUUCCCGUCCCCGAAGUGUGGUGCUCAACCCUUGCGGUCUCAAUUGUCGCCGUUCGCCUCAUUGUUGCUGCUCCGUUUUUCAUCUAUAAAGCUACAUCUUCUAGGAAUAACCGUAGUCUGGCCGAGGAACUUGCUAGAGGAGCACUUGCCUCUGUUUUCUUGAUUGGUUUGGAAAUGGCAGAAAGAAAGCCAGUGGCAGAGGCAGGUCCUAAAUAAAGACAGUGACAUGGACCCUCCCUUCCGUUUCUCAUGCUUCAAAUACUUAUAUAGCACCUCGUCCUUGCAGCGUAGCUUACUAUUCCAUCAAAAUUGUUGUCUUUGCCUCACUUGUUCUCUUUCUGCCUGUUUUCUUCCUCAAAAGAGAGAUAGAGAGAAGAGAAGAAGAAAAAGAAGAAUAAGAAAUCCAUCCUCUUUCCACUGCUUUCACUGACUGAAAAUGAAAAUAUAUGUUAUCUAUGCACGAGAGUGAGAUACGGUACAAAUUGCAUUGAGGAGCAGAGGAGCUGGGUUGCAAAAUUUUCAGAAUGUCAAAGUGUGUGCUGUUGUUUUUGGGUUUGCUUUCAUGGGUUUGUUAUGCGAUGGCCACUGUGACUUAUGACCAGAAAGCCAUCAUCAUUAAUGGCAAGAGAAGAAUUUUGGUUUCUGGCUCUAUUCAUUACCCAAGAAGCACACCCCAGAUGUGGCCGAGCCUUAUACAAAAUGCCAAAGAUGGAGGGUUGGAUAUUAUAGAGACAUAUGUAUUCUGGAAUGGCCAUGAACCUACUCAGGGCAAGUAUUAUUUUGAGGAUAGAUACGAUUUGGUGAGAUUUAUAAAGCUGGUUCAACAAGCAGGCUUAUAUGUUCAUCUCCGGAUUGGUCCAUAUGUCUGUGCAGAAUGGAACUAUGGUGGAUUUCCAAUUUGGCUAAAGCAUGUUCCUGGCAUCGUCUUUAGGACAGAAAAUGAACCCUUCAAGGCGGCUAUGCAAAAAUUCACUGAGAAGAUUGUUGGUAUGAUGAAGUCGGAGAAGUUAUAUGAAAGCCAAGGAGGACCCAUUAUUUUGUCUCAGAUUGAGAAUGAAUAUGGACCCGUGGAAUGGGAAAUAGGUGCCCCUGGUAAAUCUUACACCAAAUGGGCUGCUCAAAUGGCAUUAGGUCUUGACACUGGGGUCCCAUGGGUGAUGUGCAAGCAAGAGGAUGCCCCUGACCCUGUGAUUGACACCUGCAAUGGGUUUUACUGUGAAAACUUCAAACCAAACCGGGAAAAUAAACCCAAAAUAUGGACAGAAGUUUGGUCUGGUUGGUACACUGCGUUUGGUGGCGCAGUUCCUUAUAGGCCAGCUGAAGAUUUAGCCUUUUCAGUUGCAAGAUUUGUACAGAAUGGUGGUUCUUUAUUUAAUUAUUAUAUGUACCAUGGAGGAACUAACUUCGGCCGAUCCAGUGGGCUUUUCAUCGCCAAUAGCUAUGACUUUGAUGCUCCGAUCGAUGAAUAUGGCCUUAAAAGGGAACCAAAAUGGGGACACCUGAGAGAUUUGCACAAAGCUAUCAAGUUGUGCGAACCUGCUUUAGUAUCAGCAGAUCCUAACGUCACAUGGUUAGGAAAAAAUCUAGAGGCUCGUGUCUUCAAGUCAAGUUCAGGGGCAUGUGCUGCUUUCCUAGCAAAUUAUGAUAUAUCAACUUCUUCCAAAGUCAGCUUUUGGAAUACCCAAUAUGACCUACCACCUUGGUCCAUCAGCAUCCUCCCUGAUUGCAAAUCUGCAAUUUUCAACACUGCAAGAAUUGGGUUUCAUGGUACACACAUGAAGAUGACGCCGGUUAGUUCAUUUUGGUGGCUUUCGUACAAAGAAGAAGUUGCGUCUGGUUAUGCUACUGAUACAACAACCAAGGAUGGGUUAGUGGAGCAAGUAAGUGUCACCUGGGAUACGACAGAUUACCUGUGGUACAUGACAGAUAUAAGGAUUGAUCCGAACGAAGGCUUCCUCAAGGGUGGACAGUGGCCUCUUCUCACCAUCUUUUCAGCCGGCCAUGUCUUGCAUGUUUUCAUAAAUGGCCAACUAACCGGAACUGUAUAUGGGUCGUUGGAGAAUACUAAAUUAACAUUCAGUAAACACAUUAAUCUAAGGGCAGGAGAUAACAAGCUUUCCAUGCUGAGUGUUACUGUCGGUCUUCCGAAUGUUGGCCUGCACUUUGAGAGUUGGAAUGCUGGCGUUUUAGGCCCGGUUACGUUAAAGGGUCUGAAGGAGGGUACUAGAGACAUGUCUAGAUAUAAAUGGUCUUACAAGGUUGGCUUGAAAGGAGAACUCAUGAAUCUUCAUUCCGUCAGUGGAAGUGAUUCUGUUCAAUGGGCGAAAGGAUCAGGGUUGGUUCAAAAACAACCCCUCACAUGGUACAAGACCACUUUCAAUACCCCGGGAGGCAAUGACCCAUUAGCUUUAGAUAUGAGCAGUAUGAGUAAAGGUCAAAUAUGGAUUAAUGGUCGAAGCAUCGGGCGCUAUUGGCCUACAAAUACUGCACGUGGUGGUUGUGGGCAAUGCAAUUAUGCUGGAAUCUUUACUGAGAAAAAAUGUCUUUCUAAUUGUGGACAGCCAUCCCAGAAAUGGUAUCAUGUUCCCCGCGAAUGGUUGAAACCGAGCGGCAACUUAUUGAUAGUUUUUGAAGAGUUGGGUGGCAAUCCUGGGGGAAUUUCUUUGGUUAAGAGAUCCAUGUAGGACUCGUUGGGGGAAUUUCUUUGGUUAAGAGAUCCAUGUAGGACUCAGUUUCGAAACAAGGAAGGCGAAAAUGAGAUAAAGGGCAACAUGAAGAAGCUUUUAGUUCAUGUCCGACCAAUAUUUAAAUUUUUGUGGCUUUAGCAGAUCACAUGUAGAUAGAAAAACUUUCUUUGGGUUCACAAUUUUGAUCCUGGAUUCACACCAAUAUUUAUUUAUUUGUGGCUUUUGUAACGAUUUGAUCAUUUUCCGAGGUUGCAAUGUUCAAUGGAAUACGUGUUAAUGGAAUA
Momordica charantia (bitter melon) is the source of this 3118-nucleotide messenger RNA. RefSeq names its product beta-galactosidase. Gene Ontology annotation, biological process: carbohydrate metabolic process. The record is from RefSeq and is a predicted model, not a curated record. Lineage: Eukaryota; Viridiplantae; Streptophyta; Magnoliopsida; Cucurbitales; Cucurbitaceae. Gene Ontology annotation, molecular function: hydrolase activity, hydrolyzing O-glycosyl compounds.